This is a messenger RNA of Rhodofomes roseus, 984 nucleotides long. Its product is annotated as Metallo-dependent phosphatase-like protein. Gene Ontology annotation, cellular component: cytoplasm. Bases 1 to 984 code for a protein of 327 amino acids. The record is from RefSeq and is a predicted model, not a curated record. The transcript is spliced from 7 exons. Gene Ontology annotation, biological process: peptidyl-serine dephosphorylation; G1/S transition of mitotic cell cycle. NCBI's taxonomy places the organism in Eukaryota, Fungi, Basidiomycota, Agaricomycetes, Polyporales, Fomitopsidaceae. Gene Ontology annotation, molecular function: protein serine/threonine phosphatase activity.
AUGUCCCCAUUCGAACCCGACAAAUGGAUAGAGCAGCUAAUGGAGUGCCAGCACCUCUCCGAGCCGGACAUGAAGACCCUCUGCGAGCGCGUGCGCUCCAUCCUCAUGGAGGAGUCGAACAUCCAGCCUGUCUCGAGCCCGGUCACGAUCUGCGGCGACAUCCACGGGCAGUUCUGGGACCUGCUCGAGCUGCUCCGGAAGGGCGGCGACGUCCCCCAGACGAGCUACAUCUUCAUGGCACGUAUACGUCGGCGGGCGCGACAGGGUGACUUUGUGGAUAGGGGGCAUUAUAGCUUGGAGACGGUGUCGUUGUUGCUUGUGUUGAAGGCAAAGUAUCCGGAUAAAGUCACACUAUUGCGAGGGAACCACGAGAGUAGGCAGAUCACACAAGUGUACGGCUUCUACGACGAGUGCCAGCAGAAGUACGGGAGCGCGCUGGUGUGGAAGGCAUGUUGUAGCGUUUUUGACUUCCUAAACCUCGCUGCAAUCAUCGACGGCGAGACAUUGUGUGUACAUGGGGGCUUGUCUCCAGACAUUCGGACGCUAGAUCAAAUACGCGUCUUAUCGCGGGCGCAAGAGAUUCCCCAUGAAGGUGCAUUCUGUGACCUCAUGUGGUCAGACCCCGACGAAAUAGACAACUGGGCGAUCAGCCCGCGGGGUGCAGGUUGGUUGUUCGGGGAGAACGUUACAAGAGAGUUCAAUCACGUCAACUCGCUCAAGUUAAUUGCCCGAGCGCACCAGCUCGUGCAAGAGGGCUACAAGUACUUAUUCGACGAGCAGCUCGUCACGGUAUGGUCCGCGCCAAACUACUGCUACCGGUGCGGCAACAUGGCGUCAAUAUUGACGAUCCGGGAGGACGGGUCGCGGGACUUCACGGUGUAUGAUGCGGCGGAGGAGAACGAGAGAGACAAUGGGAUGCGGCAGCAAAGGAAAGCGGUGAGUGAUCACGUCGUGUCGGAGUAUUUCGAUGGAUUAAGGUGCUGA